AUGUCCACCACGAUUCUGAUCAACAAGCGUGCAGUGGCGGUUCAGCGUAUGCGCUGUUCACACGCGAAUCCGAGUCUGGCGAGCGUACGACGCUUUCACCAGGACGUGUUGCCUGGAUAUACAUCGACCGGACUGCAUACGCUGUCGCUCGACUCAUCGUUCAGCGGCACGUGUGCCGACCGAUUUCGAGGCCAAGUGUAUCUCAAGGACGAGUCGGAUCGAUACGGUCUACCGGCGUUCAAAGUUCUCGGCGCGGCAUACGCGAGUUUCAUCGCUCUCUGCACCAGAUGGAGUCUCGACCAAGCUGACACAACGCUGCACAAAUUGCAGCAACAUCAUACCAAGAUGGGCAGAACCGUGGUCCUGGUCGCAGCUACAGAUGGUAAUCACGGUCGUGCACUUGGGUUUUUCGCGGACGCGAUCGGCGUGCAAGCCAAGAUCUUCAUCCCCAAAGGCGUUUCACCAGCAGCAGAAAGGUCGAUUAGCAAACAAGGCAACGCAGUAGACGUGGUGAGGUUGGACGACGACUACGAUGCGUGCGUGCAACAUGCUGCCAGAUUCGCCGAGCACGACACCGACCGAGAGGAAAGAGUCUUGAUCCAAGACACAGCUUGGCAGGGAUACACUUGCAUUCCACAGCUCAUCGUCGAUGGGUAUCAGACGAUUUUCAACGAGCUCCAAGAGCAGCUCCCGGGACCAGCCACGCACGUCAUCUGUCCUGUCGGAGUAGGCUCUCUGGCACAAUCUGCUGUCCAGUUCUACACUUCAGAUCACCAAGAAUCAACGUCAGUGCCCCAAAGUAUGACGGCCAGCAUCAUCGCCGUGGAACCGGUGACUGCCGGCUGCCUAGCAACCUCGAUCAUGCAGAACAAAUUGACGAGUAUCGAGACGGGCGAGACCAUCAUGGCCGGCCUUAAUUGCGGUACGCCGUCGUUGACUGCUUGGCCAUGGCUGCGAGCCGGCAUCCAAGGCGUCAUCACAAUCCCAGACCAAGCCGCGCUGGAUGCGGCAGAGCGGCUCAAAGUGUCGAACGCUGCGAUCGUAGCCGGUCCGUGCGGAGCUGCCCCUCUUGCGGCUCUGAAAGCGCUGCUCGACGAUGUGGACAAAGCUGAGCAGCUCGGAUUACUGGAUGACGACCAGGUCAAAGUGGUGCUGCUCAUGACCGAGGGCGAUAUAUCUUUGUAG
Molecule: messenger RNA, 1185 nt
Organism: Mycosarcoma maydis (corn smut)
Lineage: Eukaryota; Fungi; Basidiomycota; Ustilaginomycetes; Ustilaginales
Exons: 1
Coding region: 1-1185 (394 amino acids)
Source: RefSeq, a predicted model, not a curated record